CAAACGCCCAGCCCAACAGUCAGCGCAUGGACCUCUUCUUCUCCAUCAACGGCGAAGGUGUCCUGUGCGACAUCACGGUGGUCCAUCCGUGUCGGCCCGAGAACUCGACCGCCCACCACACCCAGGUCAACCGCAGCAACGCAUGUCGGCCGGGCGGUUUUGCAGCUGCAGGGGCGGAGCGCGACAAAGAUCGCAAGUACGGUGCCAACUGUCGACAGAAAGGCUACACCUUCGUGCCCCUAGCAGCGGAGACGUUCGGCCGUUGGGGUGGCGAGACCCUUACUCUGCUUCGCCGUCUGGCGCAGCGGCGCGUCCCCCCACCCGCCAGCUCUGCAGAAGACCGUGCAUUUUUUCAUGAGGGUGUCAUGAACCAUUGGGGGCAGUGUUUGUCGGUCGCGCUGAUGCGCUGGAAUGCUUUUCAAGUGUCCUGCCGCGCUCAUCAUGCGGCCGAUGCUCGGACACAGCAGCGGGCGGGUCUGUUUCCUGAGGACCUCAUCUCUCCAGGGCCCUACAGGGCACAAACCCGCACGUUUGCCUGCCAGGACCGGCCGUGA
Vitrella brassicaformis is the source of this 554-nucleotide messenger RNA. The record is from the annotation of a GenBank genome assembly. NCBI's taxonomy places the organism in Eukaryota, Vitrellaceae.